Molecule: messenger RNA, 1824 nt
Organism: Ostrinia furnacalis (Asian corn borer)
Lineage: Eukaryota; Metazoa; Arthropoda; Insecta; Lepidoptera; Crambidae
Gene: nAChRalpha2
Product: nicotinic acetylcholine receptor alpha2
Exons: 8
Coding region: 70-1719 (549 amino acids)
Biological process (GO): monoatomic ion transmembrane transport
Cellular component (GO): postsynaptic membrane
Molecular function (GO): acetylcholine-gated monoatomic cation-selective channel activity; transmembrane signaling receptor activity
Source: RefSeq, a predicted model, not a curated record
UUUCGCGCGGGAAAUCGCUGAAAGAAAACCUAACCUCAUUUCAUUGCGAAACUGUAGUGCUUUCCAGCGAUGUUGCGGAUUUUCGUAGUGUUUUUGUUUAUUUUUUCCGUGUGUUACGCGAAUCCUGAUGCCAAAAGGCUGUACGACGAUUUAUUGAGCAACUACAAUAGACUGAUCCGGCCGGUUGAUAAAAACAAUAACACUGUGCUCGUCAAACUGGGUCUGAGGCUCUCCCAACUGAUUGAUUUGAAUCUAAAGGACCAGAUUUUGACUACGAACGUAUGGCUUGAGCAUGAAUGGGAAGACCACAAGUUCAAAUGGGACCCGUUGGAGUAUGGAGGGGUCAAGGAGUUGUAUGUGCCAUCUGAACACAUCUGGCUACCUGAUAUAGUGCUGUACAACAAUGCCGACGGAGAGUACGUGGUGACGACCAUGACGAAAGCGGUGCUCCACCACACAGGAAAAGUUCUGUGGACCCCGCCAGCCAUCUUCAAGUCCUCGUGUGAGAUCGACGUCAGAUACUUUCCGUUUGACCAACAGACCUGCUUCUUGAAGUUCGGCUCGUGGAGCUACGACGGUGAUCAGAUCGACUUGAAGCACAUCAACCAGAAGAAAGGCGACAUGGUGGACGUGGGCAUAGACCUGCGGGAGUACUAUCCCUCCGUGGAGUGGGACAUCCUCGGGGUACCCGCUGAGAGACAUGAGAGGUACUACCCUUGCUGCCAGGAGCCUUAUCCAGAUAUUUUCUUCAACAUCACGCUGCGAAGAAAAACCUUGUUCUACACAGUAAACCUGAUUGUGCCUUGCGUAGGCAUCUCGUACUUAUCAGUGCUAGUUUUCUACUUACCAGCCGACUCUGGGGAGAAAAUCGCUCUAAGCAUUUCAAUUCUCUUAUCACAAACCAUGUUCUUCUUACUGAUAUCAGAAAUUAUACCUUCGACUUCGCUGGCCUUACCAUUGUUAGGGAAGUAUCUGCUAUUCACUAUGUUAUUGGUCGGACUGUCUGUGGUGAUAACUAUAAUAAUACUAAACGUGCAUUACCGCAAGCCUAGCACUCAUAAGAUGGCGCCGUGGGUCAGAAAGUUCUUUAUAACUAAACUCCCGAAGUUACUCCUCAUGAGGGUUCCUAAAGACUUGCUAAGAGACCUGGCAGCACAGAAGAUAGCUGGUAGGAGUAUGAAGAAGAACAAGUUCAAAGAUGCUUUGGCAGCAGCUGAGCAGACCAACUCGAACGCUUCCAGCCCGGAUUCCUUGCGUCAUCACCUGCCUGGUGGGUGUAACGGACUGCACUCUACCACUGCUACAAAUAGAUUCAGCGGCCUGGUCGGAGCGCUCGGCAGCCUCGGUGCAGGCUACAAUGGUCUACCUUCUGUUAUGUCUGGCCUCGACGACUCCUUGAGUGACGUGGCUCCCCGCAAGAAGUACCCCUUCGAACUGGAGAAGGCCAUCCACAACGUCAUGUUUAUCCAGCACCAUAUGCAACGCCAGGACGAGUUCAAUGCGGAGGACCAAGACUGGGGCUUUGUGGCCAUGGUGCUCGACCGCUUAUUCCUCUGGAUCUUCACCAUCGCCUCCAUCGUGGGAACCUUCGCCAUCCUCUGUGAAGCGCCAUCUCUGUACGACGACACCAAACCCAUCGACAUGAUACUCUCUUCUGUGGCCCAGCAGCAGUUUUUGCCUGUGGACAGCGGGGAUCCAAACCAAAUAAACCAAAUUUAAAGUGUGACGUCAUUACCAGCCCCCAAAGAUUUCCAGAUUCGAUUGUUAGUCUACAUUCAGUGUUUUCAAAAGCGUUGCAUAAUAUGGUUCGAAAAGUCCUCAUAA